AUGAGCAGCUCAAUCGCACAUAUGUCUGACGACGAUAUGGUCGCUGACGACGGUUUGGUCGCUGACGGCGGUUUGGACUCAGACGAUGGUCGGGGAAGCAGCAGCACUUCUGCCGGCAAUAAUGCCGACUGCACGUAUGGUGGUAGUGCUGCCACAACAGUGGUAACUGGAGAGUUGCGGCCCCGGGCCGCCGCGGAUGCCCGCCUGGCAGGGGCUGCGAUUGGCAGCUCGUACUCCAAGAGUCAGAUCACUGCCCCACGGACGGAGGUGCCUGUUUCGACGACGUUCGACGAUGCACAGCAGGCCGCCAUGAUGGAGCUUCGAGUGGACGAGCAGGCGGACUCCGCGGUCCGGGAGGCGAUGAUAUACUUUAGACCUCAGCACUUACCGCCCCCAUCUAGCGGAUUCAGGAACAAGGUUGAGGUCGAUACCAGUGGCAUGUUCCAUCUAGUGAGUAGUUUUGAGGAGUAA
Messenger RNA from Tricharina praecox, 471 nucleotides. RefSeq lists its product as uncharacterized. The transcript is spliced from 3 exons. NCBI's taxonomy places the organism in Eukaryota, Fungi, Ascomycota, Pezizomycetes, Pezizales, Pyronemataceae. The coding region runs from base 1 to 471 and encodes 156 amino acids. The record is from RefSeq and is a predicted model, not a curated record.